Molecule: messenger RNA, 1759 nt
Organism: Neocloeon triangulifer
Lineage: Eukaryota; Metazoa; Arthropoda; Insecta; Ephemeroptera; Baetidae
Product: acid-sensing ion channel 4-B-like
Exons: 10
Coding region: 53-1567 (504 amino acids)
Biological process (GO): sodium ion transmembrane transport
Cellular component (GO): membrane
Molecular function (GO): ligand-gated sodium channel activity
Source: RefSeq, a predicted model, not a curated record
AAGGAGUUUGUUGGCGCUCAUCAGUACUCCAGGACCUGGGCGAACAUAUACCAUGGACCAGAGUUUUGAGCGGGUUAUGACGACCUUGGAAAAAUAUUACCAGCAGAAAAGAUCGACCAUGACUUCAUCAGAUUCAAUAAUUUGGCCACCGCCUGAUCUUCCUGGUGACCUUUGGACAUCACCCCCUGACCCUAAUAAACCACCCUUGCGUAAAGCGUGGUUGCAAGCUAAGGAAAAAUCGACUGCGAAAUUGGCGACAAACAACGAAAACAUAAGUACGCGAGGAAAAGGAAAGCAGAGGACGUUAGCGUGGCGAUCCUUCAAACAAGUUUCGGUGGCGGGCAUCGAUGCUGCCCUUGACCGACACUCACCCCUUCUGCGACGCCUCCUGUGGGGGUGCGUGCUUAUUAUCUGCAUGACCCUUAUGAUGGCACAAUGCCUUAACCGAGUAUACAGAUAUCUCGAGGAGCCUGUAAAUGUGAACGUGAGAGUGACUCACAAUCAAAGUUUAGAAUAUCCUUCCGUAACAGUUUGCAACCGUAACAGCUUCAACGUGACCGCCGCCCUCGAAAUGCUAAUUGAAAAUAAGCUUUUGCCACCCCAGGCAACCGAGAAAGACGCAAAUAUCUCCAAUCUUGUCGGAGUAAACGGACUGACGCCUACGAAAAUUUGGGAAAGAUUAGCGCAUAACAUGGACGUUUUUGUUACCGAGUGUUGGUUUGGACGUGGAACAAGAUGCAGAUCUCAAGGGGUUUGGAUGUUAGUGCAUACAGUGACGGGACCUUGCUUGACUUACAGGCUAAAUUACUCGCACGUACAUUUUGUAGGCAGUUUUCACAAUUUGUAUUUGAAACUGUGGGAGUCGACACCAAAAAUUGAAGAUUGGGGGUUUCGGAUUCACGUGCAUGAAGCGUCCGAGGUGCCGAUUUUGACCUCUCGGACGCACGCCAUGACUGCAGAGCUCGGCUGGAGCAGAGAAGUCAAGAUGGAAUUACGAAAGUUUAACACACUGAGCACCGCAAAGUCGCCGUGCAACAAUCAUAAAGGUUACUCACUGGCGCAGUGCCAGCUCGAUUGCUUCCAGGCGUUCAUGUUGGAGCAAAGUGGCUGCAGAAUGCCCUACAUGACUGAGAAAUAUUCCAAUCUAAGCGAGUGCGCGACUCCAGACGAGUACCAGGCGGCCAUGAAUGCAAUGCAAUCGCUUCUCAUCUCGGGCGGUUGGUCGGCCAACACGUGCAAUUGUCCGCAGCAAUGCAGGCAAACCGCUUUUCAGAUGUACCCGGAAAACAUCGCUUUCGAAACUGACCGAGUCAAGCUGCGAAUAUUUUACGAGGAUCUAGUUUACGAACAAAUAACGGAGGACAUCGCUUAUAACCUGAUCGCCCUUUUGUGCGACAUCGGAGGCACUUUGGGCCUUUUGAUGGGCGCCUCGGUCCUCACGAUGUGCGAGCUGCUCGAAGUGCUGUGGUCGCGCUUCAUGCAAACCUGCUGCCAGUCCACGAAUCCGUCGGCAAACGGGAGACGCCGCAAAAAGAGGAAAAUCUCGACGGUUGCAGAACGGGUUUGAAAGUUUAUUUUUGUGGUGAGAUAUUAUGUCAGUGUGUGAUAAAAAUGUUCAAUUUGUUUUUGAAAUGUUGUAGUUCAUAUCAUAUAUAUUUUAUUGAACGUGUAGAAACGAAUUAUUAUAUAAAUUUGAAAUAAUAUGAUUUAUACACACACAUAUAAAAUAUGUACAAAAAAUGUGUCAAUAAAGGCAGAA